This is a messenger RNA of Phytophthora nicotianae INRA-310, 252 nucleotides long. RefSeq lists its product as hypothetical. The record is from RefSeq and is a predicted model, not a curated record. The transcript is spliced from 2 exons. Lineage: Eukaryota; Oomycota; Peronosporomycetes; Peronosporales; Peronosporaceae. The coding region runs from base 1 to 252 and encodes 83 amino acids.
AUGGAACUUCCUGAUGCCCCACCCGUUCACGGGUGCGGAUUACUUCUGAGCGGCAACAUGCGGACUUCCGAUCGGACAAGCGAAGAAGCGGACUAUUAUGAGCCUUUUCUCCCUGAGACUCGUGGUCGACGACGGUGCAUCAGUGAUUACGUCAUCAUCCGUGAGGAUUACGUAAUCAUCGGAGUGGAUCGACAUGGUGCAAUCAUUUGGAUACACGAUCGACCGACAAGGACGACGACGGUGCAUCAGUGA